AUGCCACCUCAGGCGCAGAGAAGGCGGCAGGCGGGAAAUGACAGCCAGGACGAAGAAGACCCCCGCCGCCGCCAGCCGAGGCGCCAACAAGAUUCCGACGAGGAGGAAGACGACGAACAAGACGACAACGGCGACGUCGACAUGGCCGGAGCAGGCGACGAAGCGCAGAUGGUCAAGAAGCUGGUCCGGUACACCCUAGCAUGCGAAUACGCAAGAAUCCCGAUCAGGAGAGACGGCAUCAGAGAAAAGGUGCUGGGGAGCAAUGCCAGAUCCUUCAAGAGAGUCUUUGACGGCGCCCAGCUCCAGUUGCGCCAAGUCUUCGGCAUGGAGAUGUCAGAGCUGCCUGUCAAGGAGAAACGCACGCUGAAGGAGAAGCAGAAGGCAAGCGCAACACAGAGAAGAGCCGCCGCUCAAGGCACAACCUCCUCCAAAACGUACAUCCUCGUAUCCAUCCUCCCUUCUGCCUACAACUCCCCUGCCAUCAAAGCACCCUCGCGAGUUCCCAGCUCGACCGAAGAAGCAGAGUAUAUAGGUUUCUACACCUUCGUUAUAGCGCUCAUUUGCUUGAACGGCGGCGAGCUCAGCAAGAUCAAGCUCGAAGACUACCUCGACCGUAUGAACGCCAAGAAGAAUCUGCCGUUCGACACGACCGACAAUGUCCUCGCCAAGCUAGUCAAGCAAGGCUACCUUGACAGGGUUGUUGAGAAGACCGAUGGCGACGAUGAUACAAUCAAUUGGCACGUUGGAACGAGAGGCAAGGUCGAAGUUCCUCCCGAGACCAUCGCCGCCUUCAUCAAACAGGUUUGGCAGCGCGACAUACCGCAAGACCUGAACAGAAGAAUCAACAAGAGCCUCGGACUUCAAGGUGCUUCGGAGCUCCCCGAAGACGAGGCUGUCGGGGACGACGACGAGGAAGCGGAGUCGUGA
This is a messenger RNA of Truncatella angustata, 927 nucleotides long. Its product is annotated as MAGE family-domain-containing protein. Lineage: Eukaryota; Fungi; Ascomycota; Sordariomycetes; Amphisphaeriales; Sporocadaceae. Gene Ontology annotation, cellular component: nucleus. The coding region runs from base 1 to 927 and encodes 308 amino acids. The record is from RefSeq and is a predicted model, not a curated record. Gene Ontology annotation, biological process: DNA repair. The transcript is spliced from 2 exons.